UGAAGUUAGUAGGAGAAAAAGCCAGUGCAUGUUUUCUAUUCAGAACUUCAGAAACAAGAAAUCAGACUGCAUCCUUUCCCUGUUCUCACUGCAAGAGCUCUUGAUACCUCCCACCUGAGCCAGCUUCUUAUCUCCAAUGUAGAUGGCCAGGCCUCUUCCUUUAGGGUUUCUUUUGGAAAUGUGUAAUUCUAUAUCGGUGCCUUUCUCUCUCCAGUUAAAGGAAAAGCUGGCAUUCUUAAAAAGGGAGUACAGCAAGACACUGGCUCGAUUGCAGCGGGCUCAAAGAGCUGAGAAGGCAAAAAAUUCUGGAAAGAUUGAACAGAAUUGCACACUUAAGGAAGAAACCUCAAUACAAACAAACUCAGAUUCAGAAGACAAAGUAUCUCUUGGUGAUAAAUUAGAAACAUGUACACCACAGAUUGAUGCCUGUCUUAAUGCAGAAACUAAGGAGAAAACAGCUGUCACACUUGAUUUUGAGCCUGAGUUAUUGAGCACUGAUGAUGGUUUAUCAGGAGUAUGUCCUGAAUAUAGAGGUGAUAAGUGCCAGGAGAAUUUCCUUUAUAGCAUCACUGGACCAGCCAAUGAGAAAACGCAAAAUAAACAGCCACUGAAUAGAUUGAAGAACCGGAAAAAAACAUCGGUAUCAAAAGGAAGUGAAUCUUUCUUUGACUCUGAUUCACUUUUAAAUUCUGGACAAAGACAGCAAAAACAAGUGUUUUCUAUAGAAAAUCCUGAGUUACCAGUGUUUCAGAUAAGAAAUCAGUUUUCAUGUGCUGAGAGUGAAAUUCAAAAUUCUCCAAGACCAAUCACAGAAAUCAGUGACUGUCUUGUUCCAGCUACUGAAUGCGAAAAUGAUGCCAAUAGAAUUUUGAAAGAAAAUAAUCUUCCUAAGAUGGCUGCACUUUCUUUACACAGUCCCUUGGAUGACAGUACUACUCAGGAAGUUGGGUGUGUUCCUCUUGAAGAAAUCUGUGAUAACUAUAAACUGGCUACCCAGUGCUCAGUGAACCUUAUUCAUGUUUCACCUAACAAAUUAGAGGAAAGAGGGAAAGAAUAUGUUAUCUCUCUGGGUGACCAAAUGGCAAAUGAUGAUAUGAAUGUGGAUAAAAAGAUGUCUAGCACUCUCACCUUGCCACCAGAUGACAGAGCAUUUUCUGCAAAUGAGUUCAAUCAUUCAUUAAGCAAAAAUACAUAUUUCAAUGAACAGAAUUGUAGCUUGAAGCCUUUAGGAUCUUCUAGUAACCUGCUUGAUAGUAGAGAUGAAAAUCUUCAAAAGAAAGAGGUCCUAAGUGAGACUAUGAGCCCUACCAUAGAAAUGAACUCUCCUGGUCCUCCAGAAAAUCCAUUAAAUUCUUGUACAGUGCUUGAUGGUCUUCUGUUUCCUGUGGAGUAUUAUGUUAGGACAACAAGACGAAUGUCAAAUUGUCAGAGGACCAUAGACCUGGAAGCUGUAAUUCAAAGCCAGUUAGGUGUAAAAAGAAAAGGAUUUAAGCAUAAAUAUAAGCAGGCAACUAAAAAUUUAAAUCUGUCCUCCCAAGAGCAAAGUGAAUUUCCAUUAUCUGACCAAGGAAGUUCAAGUAGUCCUUGUCAGAAGUCUUUCUCAUCAACCAGUGAAAGUAGCUCUCCUGCUUUUCCCACUAAAGACAAUGAUUUUGCUUUGAAUGCUUGUAAAAAACGAUCAGGUAGAAGAUACAGAGGGAGAAGAUUCUUUUGUAAAAAAGGAAAAGAUGAUCAAGAGUCAGUGCUGCAAGUUUCUGAUAAGCUAGAUAGUAAAAAACCUAAGGAAGAUGUUGCCUUGUGCAAAAAGGCUCCAAGAAAAAAAGAACAUGAUCAAGGUAAAAAAACAGUCACAGACAAAUCAAGAUGUACUCUUGCUAAUAUUGACAAAAAAGUACCCACAUCAAAAAUACAAGGAAAACAAGGUUGUACUCAAAAUAAGAACCUUCCUUCUUCCAUUAGUAAUGACUCUUUGAUUGUGGAUAAUACCAGUUUUGAUUUUUCAUUUCAUCUUAAGAAUGGAAUACUCAGUUUUGAGAAGCUGUCAUCAUGCAUCAACAUCACUGACUUUGACUUGCCUGAUGAGGACUUUGGUUUUCUUAAGCUUGAGAAAUUAAAGUCUUACUCAGCAAAACAAAUUGAACCCUUUGAAUCAAGAGAUGGUGGGAAAAAGUAUUAUGAUGGAGACUGUCUUAUUUCAGCGGAACUGAUGCCUAAAAAAAUAGUUACAGAAAAGGAGAAUUUAGCAGAGGAUAUUAUUACUAUAUCAAGAAACUCACAGCCAAAAAACCCAAAGAGUAUUCCUUCAAAUAUGCUACUUUUCACACCUUCUAGUACUAACCUACCUGCUACAAACAACCAGCUUGCAACAGAUGUAUGUUCUCCUGUUUUCCCUAUCCUAGGUGCUACUCCAGUUUUUGGCUCCCAACUACAAAAUGAAAAUGUGGCUAAAGAAAUUACUGGACCUACUUUCUGUACACCUAAACAUACUUACUUAAAGGAUCCAGACAAUCUUACUGGAGAUAAUCAGUGUAACAGUUCACCCAAUGCAUUGAAAUUGGAUAUUAACAUGCAGGCAUUAGGUAGGGAAGUCAAAAAACAACCUGACCAAAUACCUUGUUGUGGUUCUCAAGAAACUCUUCCACCUGUUGACUCAAUCACUUUCAAAGAAAGACCACUAUUGGAAAGCACUUGCCAGACUAAAGUAGCAGAAGAACAUCCUGAUGAAAUCUGGUGUGAUAGUUUGAAACUGGGUAAUCUACAGCUAGUUUCAAAGUUAAAGAAUCCUUCAGAUUCCUGUUCUGUGGAUGUGAGUACUGUGUGGUGGGAAGGAACUGGCUCUAAGGAGUCACGUAUCAUAACUGCCUGUGAAUUUACAGUUUCUCUCUGGAAAUCUCUGGAUAACUGGCAGUGGAGAAAAGUUUACACAUGGCACUUCACUGAGAUUCCAGUCCUACAAAUUAUUCCACUCUGGGAUACUUGUAAUCUCGUGUGUGUUGCUUUGGGACAUCUAGAAAUUAGAGAAAUCCGAUUAUUGUUUUGUUCUGAUGAUGAUGAAUGCUUAAAGCAGUCCCUUGUAAAAUCUGGAAAUAUAAAAGCUGUGCUUGGACUUAGACACAAGAGGCUAGUCUGUAGCAAUGGGACCCUUCAUGAUCACCAAGUUGACCUCAUGACCUUUUCAGGAUCUGGAAGAAGUAAAGAAAAACGGACUUUGAUGUCACCAGAAGAAACCAUCCUGGCUUUUGCUGAGGUUCAAGGAAUGCAAGAUGCUUUGCUUGGCACAACCCUGAUGAGUAAUAUUGUUAUCUGGGUUAUAAAAAUUCUUGUUUCAUUGGUAUUUAGGAAUUUAAAAACUGGUCAACUUCUGAAAAAGAUGCAAAUUGGUAAUUCCUACCAAGCUUCAAUCUGUCACAAAGCCUAUUCUGAUAUGGGGCUCCUGUUUGUUGUUUUAAGUCAUCCACAUGGCAAAGAAAUUGAAUCAAUGGGAAGUCCUAUAUUUCGUUUGAUUGCAAUUAAUCCUAAAACGGCCCUAAGUGUUGAUGUAAGGCCCUAUUCACUUCCCCAAGGCCAUACUGGAAGGUUUCUGGAUGGCGAGGUGAAGGAUAAUUUAGCAGCAGCUGUACUAACUUCUGGAACAAUAGCUGUUUGGGACUUGUUUCUAGGACAUUGCACAGCUUUGCUUCUGCCCAAUUCUGAUGGAAAUUGGUCUUUUGUCAAAUGGUCGGGUACAGAUUCUUGUCUACUAGCUGGACAGAAAAAUGGAAGCGUGUUUGUGUACAGCUACAUGUGAGUUAGGCCAAGAAGAAAGCAAAUGGAUUCAUGGACAUACAUGAGUUUCUUCAACAUCUCUGAGAUUGUAACUCAAAAGAAAAGUGAUUGUCGUCAUUUUGAAGCAAAUCAAGUAUUUUCUGCCUGAUAAAUUCUCCCACUCAAAAAACUGAGGUGGUUUUAUUUGAAUUUUGUUCAUUAAGAUGUUUAUUUUUGGUUCUGGAGAGUAUGCUGACUUUGAAUGUUUCAUUAAAACUGUGGUGAGUGUUUUUUUUAAUUUUAUAAUUUGGUUGAUAUUUUUUUCGCUUCAAUAUUUGCACUGAAAAAGGACAAU
Messenger RNA from Dromiciops gliroides (monito del monte), 4099 nucleotides. It is a transcript of the gene PALB2, whose product is annotated as partner and localizer of BRCA2. Bases 143 to 3787 code for a protein of 1214 amino acids. The transcript has 12 exons. NCBI's taxonomy places the organism in Eukaryota, Metazoa, Chordata, Mammalia, Microbiotheria, Microbiotheriidae. The record is from RefSeq and is a predicted model, not a curated record. Gene Ontology annotation, cellular component: nucleoplasm. Gene Ontology annotation, biological process: double-strand break repair via homologous recombination. Gene Ontology annotation, molecular function: DNA binding; protein binding.